AUUCUAUGACUCUAUGAUUACUAUGAUUCAGAAAAGUGUUUUGAGUUUUGGAAGUGUUCUGAAUUACAUGGACCUCGUGAUACUUCUGCCAUGUGUUCCGAGUUACCUUUCCUUGCAGCCUCACAGUUAAUUGCUGCUCAAUUCCUGAAGCUUUACUGUGCAAACCGAAAGGACAAUCGCUAAAAGGAGCUGAAAUAACGUGUGUAGAAAAAAGAUGCCUCUGCUUGCAUGCCUGCCCUUGCACCAAAACAAGGGAUCUUAGCUUCUGUCGGUGGGGAUUUCAUUUCAUGUGCAUAGAUUUGGUCUUUGCAAAGGCCCGGAUGGACUCAUUGAGCAUAAAGUCAACAUUUCAGCUUCUGACUUAAGAAUUGCAAAUUUUCAUCUCUUUUGGCUUCUUAGCAUCAGAGCAUAGACAUGUGCUUGCCUUAGGGAUAACAAAACCAGAUUUCUGUGUGUGUGACAUGCUUAAUUAAAGAGAAGGUAUGAGAUGAAAAGUAAUUUGUAACAUCUGUCCCAACAAAAGAUGUUCUUGUACAGGGCCACAAUGGGUGUUAGCAGUGUGCGGUGUCAAGAAGUAGGAACAGAACGGACCGUUGUGUUGUUACCAGGUGGCCUGGAUCCAGGAUUUCCCCCUGCACAGGGCAGGCGAUGGGCUCCGUGUCGCAGCACCCUGCAUUGCUGUGCCCUGUGCCGCCAGACCAGCACAGCAGUUGCUGUAGUGCGGUGUUGAGCUGGGGAGUAUUUCAGCAAGCAGCAAGAAACUGAGUUGUAGGAGAUGUCCUGAAAGCUCUGCACAGCACGGAGGAAAGAGCAAAGCAGGAAGGUCGUGAGCACUGCAGCCUUCACUGCAGCCAAGGGUGGAAGAAAUGUUACGCAGCUGUAGUUCAGGUGCAGCUUGUCACCCUCGCUCCACGAGGUGACGGUGCCCCUUCUGGGAAGGACAGAAGGCAGCAAUGCUCGGCUCCGGCCCAUGGUGAGCAGCGUGGUGGUGGCACCUGGCUAACAAACGUCCAGCAGUGGCUCUGCUUGGCUGCUUGUACCUCGUCCUUCUGACAUGAGCUCUGUCUGUGUUCCUGGGCACACAAAGCAUCCUCUUGAGCGUCUCUUCUGCUUCAGGAAAAUGGAUGAUGAUGAUGACGACGUUCCCCAGCUUUCAUCCCAUACGUUGGCUGCCCUCCAGGAGUUCUAUUUGGAACAGCAGCAGAGAGAGGGCAUGAAGACCUCCCAAGGGUUUAAUCAAUAUUCUGUUGGCUCAAUAGAAGAAGACUGGCAACUGAGCCAGUUUUGGUACAGUGAUGAGACGGCAGCAUGCCUGGCUAAUGAAGCGAUUGUGGCAGCAGGAAAAGGUGGCAGGAUAGCCUGUGUCAGUGCGCCAAGUGUGUACCAGAAGCUGAGAGAACAGGGUGGCACAGAUUUUUCCGUGUGUAUCCUGGAGUAUGACAGAAGGUUUUCUGUGUAUGGAGAAGAAUUUAUCUUCUAUGAUUACAACGACCCUUUGAACUUACCUGGACAUCUCCUGCCGCACAGUUUUGACAUUGUAGUAGCAGAUCCACCCUAUCUGUCCGAGGAGUGUCUUCAAAAAACUGCACAGACCAUCAAAUACUUAACAAAAGGAAAGAUUCUGCUUUGCACAGGUGCAAUCAUGGAGGAACAGGCAGCAAAGCAUCUUGGUGUGAAGAUGUGCAAGUUCAUUCCAAAACACUCUCGAAAUUUAGCUAAUGAAUUUCGAUGUUAUGUUAACUACGCUUCUGGGCUGGACUGAUCCUUGGGAGAAGAUCUGUAACUUCCUCAGAAGAUCCGUAACUUUCGCAAUCAAGUUACUUUGUAUUUUUUUCCCAGAGACUCCGCAAUGUUCCACUCCAAGCAGUACUUUCUGGGCUAGAAUUAAUCAACACAGAAGGACAGUGUUUCUCUUUUAAACCUGUGACCAUUUGCAAGUGUUACUUGCUUUACUUGUUAGGUAAGUGGGGGCAUAAACAGUGCAGGUUGUGCAAAAUGGGAGCUUCUUUGUUCGAGUUCCAUUCCAACCAGUAGUUUUUGCCAUCAUAGUACUUUUCAGUGACCUCUCUGAAGUGAUUUUAGCUGGUUGGCCUCUAACACCGUGUUGGUGUCUGCCUCACUGGCAUCAGAACCAUCAGCUAUGUCAGAACUGAUGACUUGGUAGCUGACAGUAGAGAAAACAUGAAUAUUGGUCUCACCUUUGAGAGCUGUUCUGAACAUGAUGUGUCCAGAUUCAUUAUCCAGCAGGCUGAUAUUUUUAUACAGAAUAACUAAAGAGAAAACACAUCUCCUUCUGACUGGGUCUCUCCAUUUGCUUUUUAUAAUAAUAAAAGAUUUGCCAACUAAGAUAAGACCUGUAUCUAUAAUUGCCUCCAGAGUGGCUUAAAAAAAAAAACAAUGGAGUGGUUGUUUUAUCUUUAAUAAAGGUUUUUCAUAAACCCA
Coturnix japonica (Japanese quail) is the source of this 2442-nucleotide messenger RNA. Lineage: Eukaryota; Metazoa; Chordata; Aves; Galliformes; Phasianidae. The record is from RefSeq and is a predicted model, not a curated record.